UCAGGAUGGUGAGGAUAGUUCACAAUCAAAACAUAAACAUUCUUCCAAGCACGAAGCACGUGCAUUCAAUAGUCGGUGCAAUCUUGUGAAUAUUCGCAUAGUUUUUAGAUUUCUGCAUGUAAGCUUCGUUAGUUUUCGAUAACGCAGUGUAUGUUUAGUUGAAUAAAACAAACUAAACAAUGUCCAAGUUCAAGCAAACUAACGCGCAGAUAUAUGCGAAAUCGGCGACGGUGCUGUCUCCGGAUACAAUCUAUUGGAAAAAGCUUGGGGUUCCCACUCUGGUGAAAGAAUUCGGAGCAAUCGACUUCAUCGACUUUAGCCCCGUCGAACCGUACGAGUUCGCCGUGACAGCAUCGGUGCGCGUACAAAUCUACAACCCGGUGACGAAACUUGUAGUGAAGAACAUCAGCAAAUUCCAGGAAGGCGCCCACGGUGGAUCCUACCGGAGCGACGGAGAACUUCUGGUGGCCGGUGAUGACCUCGGUAAAGUACGAAUCUUCGAUCCCAGCUCGAAGUCUAUGUUGAGAUGUUUCGACGGCCACAAGGCUCCAGUUCAUCGGACGUUCUUCAACGCCGAUCGGCAUCAUGUCAGUAGCUUCUCCGACGACAAGACUGUGCGAUAUUGGGAUAUUGCCACGGAGAAGCACGUCAGUACGUUUUCGGAACAUUCGGAUUAUGUGAGGGCCGGCUGUACCAGCCCGGUGAGUCCCAAUAUAAUCGUAUCCGGGGGUUACGACAAGAAAAUCAACAUGUACGACACACGGACAAAGGAAAAGGUUCUAACGCUGGAUCAUGGAAGUCCCGUGGAAUCGGUUAUCUUCCUGCCUAGUGGAGGCAUUUUCAUCAGCGCUGGAGGUACCUCGGUCAAUGUAUAUGAUGCCCUAGCCGGUGGAAGGAAGAUCGCCCAAUUGUCGCAGCACCAUAAGACUAUUACGUGUCUGACACUGGCCAGCGAAGGAAAACGCCUACUUUCCGGAAGUCUAGAUCGCCACGUGAAGAUCUACGAUAUCGCCACCUAUCAGGUGGUACAUACGAUCGAUAACUCCAACGCCGUGCUGAGUUUGGGAGUUUCCAAACAGGAUGAUACCCUUGUGACUGGAAUGGUUGACGGUUUGAUUGCGAUCCAUCGACGGGAUGUCGACAAGGAUAAGGAUGAUGCCGAGCUGAAGAAGGCUCGUCAGUCAAAGGCUCGGGCCCGGUAUGAGAACAUUUUCGAAUCGGCAGACCAAAAAAUCGGUGAGUUCCGUCACGACAGGAUAGAACAGUUCGAUCGUAUGUUGCGGCAGUACGAGUACUCCAAGGCUCUGGAUAGCGUCAUGGUGCCCAGCGUGAUGGGUAAAACUCCGGAAAAGACCGUGGCGUUGAUCAAGGAACUAAUCAGGCGAAAAGGAUUGGAUCGAGCGCUCACAAAACGAACACAUCAGUUUUUGGUACGAUUCAUAAGCUUUCUCUUGCGGAACAUUGGAGACUAUCGAUUUACAGCAGCUCUAGUCGAUGCGGCCAACAUCUUGCUGGACGUGUACGAGGCGGAUUUUCAGCAAUUUGCCGGAACCGAGGUGGGUAAAAUGCUCAUCAAUCUCUCGCGACGGUUGAAAAAGGAGGAGCAAAUCAUUGGCGAUUUCCUGGAGGUCCAAGGACUGCUGGAGAUGAUUUCCGCCGCCGCCGAUGUGGGCCAAGCCGUCAACGAAGACGAGGAAGCCGAAAAAGUGCUGGAGAAGGAACUUCAGGCAUCGGCGAAUGCACAGAAGCAGGCGGUUAUUAAUAUUGAUUGAUUUUUGAAAUAUAUUAACGUCCGUAUUGGGAAAGAAAA
Messenger RNA from Aedes albopictus (Asian tiger mosquito), 1810 nucleotides. Its product is annotated as U3 small nucleolar RNA-associated protein 15 homolog. Gene Ontology annotation, molecular function: protein binding. The transcript is spliced from 2 exons. The record is from RefSeq and is a predicted model, not a curated record. Lineage: Eukaryota; Metazoa; Arthropoda; Insecta; Diptera; Culicidae. Gene Ontology annotation, biological process: positive regulation of transcription by RNA polymerase I; rRNA processing. Gene Ontology annotation, cellular component: nucleolus. The coding region runs from base 180 to 1772 and encodes 530 amino acids.